Kockovaella imperatae is the source of this 2337-nucleotide messenger RNA. RefSeq lists its product as hypothetical. The transcript has 8 exons. Gene Ontology annotation, biological process: endonucleolytic cleavage in ITS1 to separate SSU-rRNA from 5.8S rRNA and LSU-rRNA from tricistronic rRNA transcript (SSU-rRNA, 5.8S rRNA, LSU-rRNA). Lineage: Eukaryota; Fungi; Basidiomycota; Tremellomycetes; Tremellales; Cuniculitremaceae. Gene Ontology annotation, cellular component: 90S preribosome; nucleolus. Bases 49 to 2211 code for a protein of 720 amino acids. The record is from RefSeq and is a predicted model, not a curated record.
AGUACUUGAACGUUGACUUUGGGGGCGACGACUCUGGCGCAUCUGAGCAUGGCCAAAGGUUCAAAAGGCAAGGCCUACAAGCCGCAACCCUUCAUCCCGAGCUCGACGAGAGUUGAAGUGCCGGUACCAGUGUCUCGACGCAAUGUCGACGUUGACGACAGUGAAGACAGCGGCGAAGAGUCUGCUUCAUCAUCGGAAGAUGUCACGGAAGAUGAGGAAGGCGACGAGCUCACACCAGCUAUGGACGCUGCUAUCCUCCAGACCUUGAAGAAGAUUCGCUCUGGUAGAGGGGUCUACGAGCAGGAGGAUGUCAUGGCUGAGGCGCUGAGAGAGGCCGAAGAAAGGGUCAAAAGUCUUGGAGGACUCGAAAAAAUGAAACGAGAGGCUAAGAGCAAGCCAGUCACUGUCACUGAGCAUCGUAGAGCUGAACUGCUAGCCGAACUGGAGAACGACGAUACCGCUGGCCAGCCGGCGACGUACGUCGAGUCUCAACGGAAAAUUCGACAAGACGCCAUCGAGGCUUUCAAAUCGCUUAACGAUGAGGGAGAUGAUGAGGACGAAUUCGACUUUACAGAGCGACCCAAGACAGACGCGGACGAGGAGAAGGAAGCGAAAGAGUACAGGCAGUUCCUUCUGGAGAUGGGGGGCGGAGAGGAUGAAGUGAGGAAGCUCUUGGGCUUGCAAGAAGACAAACCGAAUCCCGAACCUGCGCAAAGCGAGGACGAUUCGGUUGUGGAUCAAACGUUGGUGAACAAAUCUCAGGAGGAAGCGAAACGAAAGAAGACAUCUAAGAAGACAAAGCAAUCGAAGCAGGAGGCCGACGAAAACUUCUUGAUGGACUACAUUCUGAAUCGAGGCUGGAUCGACCGCUCAGAUCGACAUGUACCCACUUACGAUGAGGUUGUGGCGAAUGCCGAAGCAGACUUGCAUGACGACGCCGCGGAAGACGAGCCUCGAAAUGCUGAAGCUGGACCCUCUCAGCCGUGGGGUGUGCUGGAGGAAGAUGAGUUUGACGAUAAGGCGGAAGAGUUUGAAAGCGCCUACAAUUUUCGAUACGAGGAACCUGGUGCCGAGACCAUCCAUACACAUCCUCGAAACAUCGAUACCCUUGUUCGACGGACCGACGACAGUCGCAAGCUGAAACGUGCCGCUAGAGAGGAGAGGAAGGAAGCUGAGAGGGCGGCCGCGGAGGAGAAAACGCGGCGAAAGAAAGGUGAAAAGAGGCGAGAGAUGGAGACUCAGCUGGGGGAGCUCAAAAAGGAGCUUGGAGGCCGUGUUAACUGGGAAGAAGUGGAGAGGGUCUUGGAGGGAGAUUUUGACGAGGACGAGUGGGAGAGAGUUAUUGGAAAUAUGCUCGCGGAGGCUGAGGAUGAGGACGACGUCAAGCCUGCUUGGGACGACGAUGACGAUAUGGAGUACGCAGAGAACGAUUUGCCAGACGAUGGUUCAGAUGCAGGAAUGAACGAUGGCAAUGGCGAUGACGAGAUGGAGGAUGGUCCCAUCAAUAUGGAUGCCGAUUUCAUCGACAUCGAACCAGUCAAGAAGAAGAAGAAAGGCAAGGACAAGGCAAAACAGAAACACAGAGAGGAACCCCAGGAGGAGUUGUCAGUGGCGCAGAGGGCUGAGAGGGUCAAAGAGGCGAUGGAGGAUUACCGUGCACUUGACCACGAAGACAUGAUUGGUGACAUGCCCACACGCUUCAAGUACACCCGUUCUGUUCCACUAGACUUUGGUUUAACACCAGUCGAAAUGCUCCUCGCAACCGAUGCCGAGCUAAACGCUAUCGCGGGCAUGAAACACCUCGCACCCUACCGUCAGCGAAAAGGCUUUGGAAGAGCUGGUAUAGGGAUGGACAGGCGAAUCAGAGACCUGCAGCAGAAUCUGAAGGAUCGUAAAUGGGGUGAAGAGGCUGCUCCACAAGAGGGUGAUGUCAACAAGGCGUCCAGGGGCUCGGGUGCCGACCUCGUCCCUGUCUCUGGAGACCGCAAGCGCAAGGGCAAGCGAAUGGGGAAGAAUGAGAGGAAGAGGGCGAGGGGUGCGGAUGGUGAGGAAGCAGACGGGCCCGCGAGUGCGAGCAAAGGUCAAGAGAACGUCAGUACAAUGACUGAGAAACAUGGGACGGAGACCGGGGUUGGUGUCGGGGAGGAGCCUGCCAAGAAGAGGAGGCGAAAGAAGAAGAAGCAUCUUGCGGAGGCGACCAACGGCGCUUAGACCCCUCGUAUGUUAAAGCCUUAUACUGUCAAUCAAUGUCAUGACGGUGUGGCAUGGCCAUCAACGGUGUCGCGGGGGGUGACCGCCUGUCUCUCAGAUAGAGUGCAGUGAUAAAAGAUUGCCGCC